Phytophthora sojae is the source of this 1422-nucleotide messenger RNA. RefSeq lists its product as hypothetical. The record is from RefSeq and is a predicted model, not a curated record. NCBI's taxonomy places the organism in Eukaryota, Oomycota, Peronosporomycetes, Peronosporales, Peronosporaceae. Gene Ontology annotation, molecular function: DNA-binding transcription factor activity; sequence-specific DNA binding. Gene Ontology annotation, biological process: regulation of DNA-templated transcription. The transcript has a single exon. Bases 1 to 1422 code for a protein of 473 amino acids.
AUGCCGUCCGCGAAAACUGCCCGCCCAGCGGAGGACUCAAGCCGGCCACCGCCGCCCAAGCGCGCGCGGCUGUCGCACGGCCGCAAGAGCAAGCCGGCCACGGCCGGAGACGGAGACCUGCCGGCCGCGCUGGCCGCCACGGCCGCCGCCUGCAAGGUGCCCAAGUUCCUGCGCUCGCUCUACGCCAUCCUGCAGACGGAGGACCCGCAGGUCAUCUCGUGGGUGCAGAACCGGGAGCUCAAGCCCAACAGCGUCACGGCCUUCCACAUCCUCGAGAUGGACCGCUUCGAGCGCGAGAUCCUGCCCAAGUACUUCAAGCACCAGAAGUUCGCUAGUUUCCAGCGCCAGCUCAACAACUUCGGCUUCCGCAAGUGGACCAAGACCCAGUCCAGCGGCGUCUGCACUUUCAGCCACAACUGCUUCCCGCCGGACCUGUCGGCGGCCAACAACUCCAACCUGUCCAUCCGGGACCAGUGGCGACAGAAGAGCACGCAGGUGAUCCCGCCGCCCGCCUCGGCCGUGGGCGGCCAGCCGAUCAAGAGACGCAUCGUGGGCAACGGCAUUGCCAAGGCCAAGGUCAAGCAGCAACAGGUCAGCAACCCCGCGCGUCGGCGUCCUGUCAACGUGCAGGUCCCGUCGUCACGUGACAUGGGCGACUCGCCCGUGUUCGCCGAAAUGUACCGCAGCCCCAACUCGAACGCCAGCAUGGAGAGCAGCGCCUUCCGCCACAGUCUGAGCCACCAGCCGCCUCUCAAGAAGCUCGCUCGACCGAGCAUGAAGCAGGAAAUGAUGGAGCCACUCAAUGGCCUGGAGGCCUUCUGCGACGACUCGUUCAGGCAGUUCAUCUUGCCGCCGCUGCAGCCGCACCACCUGCUGUCGGCCACGCCGAGAGGUGGCACUCCGUCGUUCUCGAAGCACAGCGACUCCAAAACCCCAGGUCUGGGUGCCUUCAGAUACUCGCUGACUCCGGUGAACAACGGUAGCAGCAGCAACGUGCCGAGCACGUUCUCGACCGACUCGGGAUACCCCAACAGUAACAACGGGUUCAAGCCGUUCGACUUCAAGCACGACACCCAGCCUCACCCGUACCCAUCUGCCGGUGGCCACCAGAGCAGCAACCACGGCGCUGCUGAUGCGGCAGCACUGCAAGGCGCCUUCCUGGAGCCGUGGAUGUGGGACGCACAGGCCUCGUCGUCGAGCUUUGAGAUCGGAUCGUUUCCGCUCGAGUUCGACUGCAAGAACGAUUUUGACUGCAAGAACGAGUUCGAGUGGCAGGAAGGAUCGUGUGGCAGCAACUACCAAGGCUCCACGGCUGCGGCUAACUGUGGCGGUCAAGGCAAAGAGCAGUGCCAUCAGCAGGAUCGCGGUGUGCCGUCCAACACUGAAGAGUUCGGCUUGGACAAUCUGCUCUUCGUCGAGUGA